GUCUUGGCUUUGACUUGCGACUCCGACCUCGUCUCUACAAACACCGGCACUUCACCCUUUCGUCUAUUCACAUCCACUUGCUUGGUACAUCAUGACGACUAAUGCACCAGAUGGCUCUUACCAGCGCCCUCCAAGCCAGUUCCGCAGCAUCAUCGAGAAGGGAGGCCAGUUUCCUCCAGAACGGGACCGUUACCACUUAUACGUCUCGUAUUCCUGCCCUUGGGCGACUCGUACCCUCAUUGUGCGCAAGCUUAAGGGGCUCGAGGAUAUCAUCUCCUUCACCCCGGUCGUCCCGCGCCUCGGAAAGCAGGGCUGGCCAUUCUACAACGAGGCCGACGAGUACACCACCCAUCCUGGUGCCGAACCGGACCCGCUCUACGGAUCCUCGCACGUCAAGGACCUCUACUUCAGGGCUCAGCCCGACUACAACGGCCGUUUCUCUGUCCCCAUUCUGUGGGACAAGAAGCAGCAUACGAUAGUGAACAACGAGAGCUCGGAGAUCAUUCGUAUCUUUAAUACCGCCUUCAACGAGCUGCUGGCGCCCGAAUAUACCUCGGUCGACUUGUAUCCGAGCGAGCUACGGCCCAAGAUCGACGAGUUGAAUGAAUGGGGUUAUCCACAGAUCAAUAAUGGCGUCUAUCGCGCAGGCUUUGCAACGUCUCAGGAGGCGUAUGAGAAAGCCGUGCUCGGGCUUUUCGACGGCUGGGACAAGGUCGAAAAGAUUCUGUCGACAAACGAGUACCUCCUAGGCGACAGGCUUACGGAAGCCGACGUCCGUCUGUGGGUUACUGCUAUUCGCUUCGACCCCGCCUACUAUGGUCACUUCAAGUGCAACAUACGUUCGAUCCGCCAUGGCUAUCCAGCGAUCAACAGGUGGCUAAAGAAGCUGUACUGGACGAACGAUGCAUUCAGGUCCAGCACACGGUUCGACCACAUUAAGACGGGGUAUUAUUCGCAGAAUAAUCCUAGUGGAAUUGUACCUUUAGGUCCGGUUCCCGACAUCGAACCUCUGUAAUCCAUGUAUGUGUACGAAGGCGAUAUAAUGGCAACUCUGUAGCAUGACUCGUGUCGUCGCCAGAAGGUCAGGUCAGUUCAGUGGAUGUCUACUUUCUGCUGCCAUCGAAAUGGUCCUCGGGCGCGACUAACUGCUACAGCGUACGGUGUACACAAGACGUACUUCCCCAACGGAAGAAUACCCAAAGAUUGGACACUCGCCAGGUGCCUGUGAUGCCCAGACCUAUACGACGACCAAGG
Schizophyllum commune H4-8 is the source of this 1254-nucleotide messenger RNA. RefSeq lists its product as uncharacterized. Bases 92 to 1015 code for a protein of 307 amino acids. Gene Ontology annotation, molecular function: glutathione transferase activity. The transcript has 7 exons. The record is from RefSeq and is a predicted model, not a curated record. Gene Ontology annotation, cellular component: cytoplasm. Lineage: Eukaryota; Fungi; Basidiomycota; Agaricomycetes; Agaricales; Schizophyllaceae.